Messenger RNA from Eruca vesicaria subsp. sativa (arugula), 1249 nucleotides. NCBI's taxonomy places the organism in Eukaryota, Viridiplantae, Streptophyta, Magnoliopsida, Brassicales, Brassicaceae. The record is from the annotation of a GenBank genome assembly.
UCUCCCCCCUAUCUUCAUUAAACUAGCCGUUACCUCACUCUCUCUAAACCCUCUUUCUCUCUACCUCCAUCAAUGGCUGCUUCUGUAGAAACUUCAUCACCUAUUCAUACCAAAAAGGAAAGUGGAAGCUUGAUCAUGGUUUCUGAAUCUUCUUCUCCAUCCUCUGACAAGCGUCUCUGGAGCAGUCUUCGUAACAGGAUAGAUGUUCUUCUCGACGAAAAGAGCAAAGACCACAAACCCAUUUCAAAUUCCCCAUUGAUAGCUCAAAAGACUGUUGGAGAAUCAGAGAGAGCAAAGAUACUAAAGAAUGAUUCGUUGCUUUUGCUUAAAGGGUUUGACUCUGUUUCUCAUACUCUGUCUCAGCUUUCUAGCAAUCUCGACAAUGCUCUUCAGGGAGUUAGAGAAUUAGCUAAACCACCUACAUUGUCUGAGAUACUCCACUCGAAACUCAAAUCUGAUCAGAUCCAACAGCAACAAACAGAACAAGAAGAAGAAGAAGAGAGUAAAGGGAAGAAGAGGAAACACGAGUCUGAUGCUGAGCUAAAGGAAGAUUCGUCUGAUGAAGAUGAGAAGAAACCAAAAGAGAGGAAGAUAAUGAAAAGAGCUAAGAACAUUGCGAUAUCAAUGGCUUCGAAGGCAAAUUCGCUUGCAAGAGAGCUUAAAUCCAUAAAAUCCGACAUGAGUUUCAUCCAAGAGCGUUGUGGACUGCUUGAAGAAGAGAACAAAAGACUCAGAGAUGGGUUUGUGAAAAGUGUUAGACCUGAAGAAGAUGAUCUGGUGAGGCUGCAAUUAGAGGUGUUACUUACUGAGAAAGCGAGAUUAGCCAACGAGAAUGCGAAUUUGGUUAGAGAGAACCAGUGUCUGCACCAGAUGGUGGAGUACCAUCAGAUCACAUCUGAAGAUCUCUCUGCUUCUUAUGAACAAGUUGUUCAAGGUUUAUGCUUAGAUUUCUCAUCCCCUUUUGCUGAAAUCGAUUAUGAACACGAAGAAGAAGAGGAAACAAUAGCUCUUGAUGUCUCAAAAUCCCUCAACGAGAGCUUUGAAAGAGCAGAAGAAGAGCAACAUUGAUAAAGACGUUGUUGAGCAGAUUCUCGGUCUCCAAGAUAUAAAGUUGUAAUAUCAUUCCACUGUUUGUUGUAAUAAUUGGGUUCCAUAACCUUCUGAGCUGAUUCUUGGUCUCUAAGAUAUAAAGUUGUAACAUCCUUCUUGUAAUAAUUUUAGAUGAUAGACAUCUAUACUAAUCUUUUGC